Molecule: messenger RNA, 1993 nt
Organism: Owenia fusiformis
Lineage: Eukaryota; Metazoa; Annelida; Polychaeta; Sabellida; Oweniidae
Source: the annotation of a GenBank genome assembly
UACUGAGAAAACACGAAAAAGGACUAAAAAUUAUGAACUUCGAAAUCUCAGCUGGGUAGGUUUACAGCUUAUAUUCUGCUUCUUGUAGACCACACGACAGAUUUAACUCAAUCUUUAAAACCAUUCACAUAUGCAUCACCGAAUGGAACUAGUUGAAAAGGAAAGCUUAUCUGUGAAUCUUGCCUACAGGCGAAAAAGAGGACAUGCUGUCUUUCCCGUCCGCCAUUUUUUGUUAUCGUUACCGCAAAAUUUGGCCAAUUGCCUUGUCGUAUCUGUCAUGCUAUAACACCGUGAUCUCGGCCAACCAUGUCGACAGUCUAACCUGUGAAACCCCUGGAACUGGUGAAGUCGAACCGUGAACGUGUGCCGUGUAGACCACAAGGGCCUCGAAUAUAUGUUGCAUAUAUAAACAUGGACUUACAAAAAUGACUCAAGCUGUUCAGUUGAAGACUAAAACUAUAAGAAAAUUCUUCUUCUUGAUUUUGAUUUUGACUGUGAUAUCAAUAUGGAUCGCAAUGACAAGAUUUGAGUCAAAGAUGUUGCUUAAAGUGGAUAAUAAUACAACAGUCGUUAUUAAUAAACGUUUCACAAGACCGGUUGGUAAGGAACCUGAUAAAUAUGAAAAGUAUGCCAUUGAAAUACGACAACCAGUAAUCGAUGAUAACACUUCUACAAAGAGUACUGUUCCAGAUGUAUAUCAAAAUGAGACGGUUGGCAGAGGGCCGUGGAUCACCGUACCAAAAAUAGGAAGAUUGGGAAAUAAUAUGUUCCAAUUUGCGGCUCUAAUCGCAGUAGCAAAACACAAUAACAUGACUCCAAUUUAUCCGAGAAAAAUCUUGGAUGGGAUAUUUAAAAUUGACCGAUCUUAUAUUCUAUCAGAAAAAGAGAAUCUUAAUUCUUUCCGAACUAUUCGCCUCGAUGAGAAAAGACCAAGUGCUUAUGAUGAAAGUGUUAUGACUAGAGAAAUCCCAGCCAAUACAAACAUUAAGCUUUGUUGCUAUUUCCAGUCUUGGAGAUAUCUAGAAGAAAUAAAAGAAGAUCUUAAAAGACAGUUCACAUUUAAUUCGACCAUCGAUAAUACAGCUCUGAAGUUCAUUAAUCAAGUCCGAAGUGAUGCACGGGCUAACAUCACUCUGGACAUUGAUCAUGUAAACUUAACGUUGAUUGGAGUACACAUACGCAGAUCUGAUAUGGCUCGAGCUCAACAUCUACAUCCAAAGACAGGAUACCUUGCUGCACCGAAACAAUAUUUUCAGAAUGCGAUGGAAUACUUUAGAACGAAGCAUAAACAUGUUCAUUUCAUCAUAUGCACCGAUGAUAUAAAAUGGGCCCAAAACAAUACCCAAUUCCAUCAUACGACGUUAUCUAUUGGCCAUUCACCUGGAGAAGAUCUCGCAAUUUUGUCACAUUGUGAUCAUAUUAUUAUGUCAACUGGGACAUUCUCCUGGUGGGCAGGUUGGCUGUCUCCCGGAGAGGUCCUCUAUUGGGUCGGCUGGCCAGAGCCAAACACUGAACUUGCACGAUUAACAAAGCCUACUGACUAUUUCCUUCCACAUUGGAAACCUUUGCUUUAAUUUGAUGUUAAACAUUCUUUCUAUAUUAAGAAUUGGAUUAACGUACUUUUUCUCAAUAACCGACCCCCGUUGAUUGGCACUCGUUCCAUUUUAGUCCCAUUUUAAGGGGUGUAAUGUUUGGUCAAAUGUCUACGUAUAUUCACAAUUUGUUGUUAUGUGUAUGCUACUUUUCCUUUAUGAUAAUAUAAAUGUAUGAACAUUAAUACACUGAAACGUUUUUAUGUAACGCCCAUACCCUUUCCACGUAAGUAUGUAAUUUUAUCUUCCAAAACAUUGAUUCACAUCUCUUCAAAGACCUUCCAAAGGAUUUCCAAGGUAUGAUGUUUUCAUAUGAUUGAAAAUCAAACUGGGAAACGAGUAUGGGUAUCGACAGAAAUUCUCAAUUUAAAAACAGUUGAAAUAUAAAGGUUUACAUUAAG